Molecule: messenger RNA, 1476 nt
Organism: Notothenia coriiceps (black rockcod)
Lineage: Eukaryota; Metazoa; Chordata; Actinopteri; Perciformes; Nototheniidae
Gene: arhgef25a
Product: Rho guanine nucleotide exchange factor (GEF) 25a
Exons: 10
Coding region: 391-1476 (361 amino acids)
Biological process (GO): axon guidance
Cellular component (GO): cytoplasm; extrinsic component of membrane
Molecular function (GO): guanyl-nucleotide exchange factor activity
Source: RefSeq, a predicted model, not a curated record
CAGGCAGUUCACAGAGGCGAGAGCUCAGCACCAAAAGGAAAACAGAGAAAGAGACGGAGCGCAGGGAAGCACAUUCAAGAUAACGAUAAGCUUGCUGGAAUGUUUCCUUGGUUGUUUUUCACCAGCUGAAAAUCCCUGUCAGAGUGGAUUUCUUCUUGGCUGCUGCUUUUGUGGACUCUUUCUCUUCUCCCCCCCGUCUGGAUGUGGGCUUUUAAGUCUGUCUGCAGUUAACUAAGGAGGAUCAACUGACACCUUUUUGGGGAUUUACACUUUGAGGAGUAAACCUCUAUUUGGGUGAGGGUGAGAGAGGGAGACUAAGAGAGACUGAGAGAAGAAGUGGAGACAGAGAAAGUGCCGGGCCAUGCCCACCUUCGCCCAUGGUUCAACAGCAUGAAAGGGGGCAACCAUCACCAUCGCCACCACCGAGGCUGUGGCUGCCAACACUUGUUCCGUAAAGUCCUGGCCAAGUGUGGCUGCUGCUAUGCCCGAGUCAGAGAUUCAUACUCGGCAGCAGGCAGUGAGGGCAGCAUCUCCACCUCUGUGGCGUCCCUGCCCCCCCAGGCAUCGGGCAGCUCGGCCCCCAGCUCCCCAGGCUCCAGACGCUCUGUCAGCACGCUGAAGAAGUGGCUCACAAACCCUGUUCGCAAACUGAGCGUUGGGGCCACGGCCAAAGGGGAGCGCCAGGUCCGCAAACUUGAGGGAAAACCUCCACCUCCUCCGUCUCAAAGCCACAGCCUGGAUCUGGGCAGCCCCCCGAGGCAUGAUGACACUUUCACCAUCCUUCCCAUUACCCACAGAGAACUGGAGUGGAAAGAUGGCCUGGCCAGUCCUGAGGACCUGUCACCGGCUACACUACAGUCCCCCAGCUACAUCACUGACUCCAUGAUUGGCUGCACGUCACUGCCAAACACCCAGGACACUGAGUCCACCAGUGUGUUGCCAGAUGACAGCGGCUCGGUCUUGAUGGACGACACCUCCAGCCAAUGGUCAACCGCGGCUGACACUGAGGAGGAGAGGAGGAGUGCCUUAGAGAAAAGCACGUAUGUACUGCAAGAGCUUAUUGAGACAGAAAAGCACUAUGUGGUGGACCUGGGACUCAUAGUGGAGGGCUACAUGGGAACAAUGCAAUCCAAAGGUAUUCCGGAGGACAUGAAGGGAAAAGACAAAAUAGUUUUUGGGAACAUUCACCAAAUAUUUGACUGGCAUAAAGACUACUUCCUGGGAGAGCUGGAGAAGUGUAUAGCGGAGCCAGAGAGGCUGGCCCAGCUCUUCAUUAAACACGAGAGGCGUCUGCAUAUGUACGUAGUAUACUGUCAGAACAAGCCCAAGUCCGAACAUAUUGUCUCAGAGUACAUCGAGACUUACUUUGAGGAGUUGCGACAACAGCUGGGCCACAGGCUGCAGCUCAACGACCUGCUCAUCAAACCUGUCCAAAGGAUCAUGAAGUACCAGCUGCUGCUCAAGCUUUACCAGUAG